Messenger RNA from Sorex fumeus (smoky shrew), 1068 nucleotides. It is a transcript of the gene SH2D4B, whose product is annotated as SH2 domain containing 4B. The coding region runs from base 1 to 1068 and encodes 355 amino acids. The transcript has 7 exons. The record is from RefSeq and is a predicted model, not a curated record. Lineage: Eukaryota; Metazoa; Chordata; Mammalia; Eulipotyphla; Soricidae. Gene Ontology annotation, cellular component: cytoplasm.
AUGCUGCACCAGAUCCUGCAGGACAUGUACAUCGAUCCCGAGCUCCUAGCGGAGCUGAGCGACGUGCAGAAGCACAUCCUCUUCUACAAGAUGCGGCAGGAGCAGCUGCGGCGCUGGCGGGAGCGCGAGGCGUGGGAUGCCCUGGCGGAGGCCGACGGCCUCAGGCCCCCGAAGGCAGCCAGUGACAAGCACAUCCAGUGGCUCCUGGGGGCGGACGGUGAGGUCUGGGUCUGGAUCAUGGGAGAAGGCCCUGGCGACAAGCCCUACGAAGAGAUCUCGGAGGAGCUGAUUGCAGAGAGGGCACGGCUGCAGGCGCAGAGGGAAGCAGAAGAGCUCUGGAGAAAGAAGGAGGCAGAGAUCACCAAGAAGUUCCGGGAUGCUCUGGCCAAUGAGAAAGCCCGGAUCCUGGCAGAGAAGUGGAAAGUGGAGAUGGAGGACCGCAAGGCUGCCAAAAUCCUGGAGGAACGAAUCCAUGAGGAAUUCAAGAGGAAAGAAGAAGAGGAGAGGAAGCGAGGAGAAGAGCAGAUUCGCCUGCAGGAGGAGCAGAGGGCAAAGGAACUCUACUGGUCUCUGAAGCAGGCGCAACUGCAGAGCCACGCCAGCGAGAAGGAGGAGCAGGAGUGGGCCGAGCAGCUGCGACGCUCCAAGGAGGCCGACGAGGAGAGGAGCCGCCGAGCGCAGCGUGCCCGGGACGAGUACCGGCGACACUCGCUUCGUGCCAUCCAGAAGGGCACCGUCGCGGGCCUCAGCUCCAGGUUCCAAGAGCUGGGACAGAGCCAGGAGCAGGAGGGGAGACUCAGUCAGCACCCGCCCAGCUUGGGGCCACUGUCCCCAAUGGCCUUGCCUGUUAGCAGGUCGUGGGAGCGUCCAUUGCGUCCCCUCUCCAGAGAUGUCAUUGUCCGCUGGUUUAAGGAGGAGCAACUGCCACGCCGGGCCGGGUUUGAAAGGAGCACUAGAUGCAUUGCCCCCUGGUUCCACGGAGGAAAUUAUCACUGUUUCAGGAGGAGAAUUGCUGCAGGAACCCUGUGGACAGAAGGACAGCCCACCAGACUACCAUUUGUUGUUUGA